Messenger RNA from Gadus chalcogrammus (walleye pollock), 962 nucleotides. RefSeq lists its product as uncharacterized. The transcript has a single exon. Gene Ontology annotation, molecular function: RNA binding. Bases 74 to 577 code for a protein of 167 amino acids. Lineage: Eukaryota; Metazoa; Chordata; Actinopteri; Gadiformes; Gadidae. The record is from RefSeq and is a predicted model, not a curated record.
CAGAGAAGGAACACUUCAUCCGGCCCUUCCUCGUGCAAGCAUCUCUUCGGAACUCUCAACCAGACAACUCAAGAUGAACGACGAAGGUAAACUUUUCAUCGGAGGCCUCAGCUUCGACACCAAUGAGGAAUCCUUGAUGGCGGCUUUUGCCAAGUAUGGAAACAUCGCCAAAGCUGAUGUUAUCCGCGACAAAGACACUGGGCGGUCCCGUGGUUUCGGCUUCGUCAAGUUUGAUAAUGCCGACGAGGCCAAGGAUGCGUUGGAGGGAAUGAACGGAACCAGCCUGGAUGGACGGUCCAUUCGAGUGGAUGAAGCCGGCAGAGGCAGAUCCGGUGGUUCCAGAGGCGGCUCCAGAGGCAGCUUCGGCGGCGGCGGUGGCGGCGGCGGCUAUGGCGAUAGAAGCUACAACAACGAGGGCGGCUAUGGCGGCGGAGAAAGGAGCUACGGUGGUGGAAGCGGCGGCGGCGGUGGAUACAGAAGCGGCGGCGGCGGUGGUGGCGGAUAUGGCGGCGGCAGCGGUGGCGGAUACAGAGAUAACCGGGGCCAGGGAAGCUAUGGCGACCAAUACGACAACUAGGCCCAAGACCAAAAAUCUCCCUGACUGAAGAUCGUCACUUGGCUGGCUGUAUUUAAAAGAUGCGCCACUCAAGAAAAAUGUCCACGUGUUAUUGGUGACCUUAUUUUUUUAUAGUAUGUUCUGUUCUGUUAGCAGCUUAAGCAUAUUUAAACCAUGUUUAAAGUUACUUUAAGAUGUUCCCGCGUUGACGGGGCGUCUUAAUAUCUUGCUAUAAAUAAAUCUUGCUUUUUCAACAUAUAUUCACGUGGCUUUCUCUUCGGGGAUUUUUUUUGUACAUGCAUUCCUUAGUGAUUCUAGCGCGAUUCCACAUCCUUGAGUGUUCUAUAUUGCGGAGGGGACCGUGUACUAGCAGUUUCUUUCCAAGCAAAUUCAUUUCAGAAAGUAU